Messenger RNA from Dermacentor silvarum, 4689 nucleotides. RefSeq lists its product as uncharacterized. Lineage: Eukaryota; Metazoa; Arthropoda; Arachnida; Ixodida; Ixodidae. The transcript is spliced from 8 exons. The record is from RefSeq and is a predicted model, not a curated record. The coding region runs from base 1023 to 2330 and encodes 435 amino acids.
CGUGUCCCCGAAACGGUGUCCCAAACAGGACGCAUGGGGCCACUGCUGCGAGAAGACGCUUCCACCGUCAGGCAUCGGCCCCAGUCUCCAACGGUGAGGGCGUCGCUGGCACCCCACCCACAGUCGCCCGCGGCGCGUUGCGUGGACCAGCGCCCAUGCGUAACCAAGGGGUGAGGACAGCGCAUGCGCGGAGAGGAGGAGGUCGGAACCGUUACCGGCUCGUAGCGAGACUCACCCUCGCCUCGACGGUGAUGGUGGUGAAGUAAGUGGCCGCGCCAGCCCGAAGAACACGCUUGGCGCUCGAAACAAUUGGACGUCAGCGGAGCCGGCGGCGGACGGCAGCCGAAGGACCUGCGCGGCAGUAUAAUCACCACCGAGGCUGUACUGGAGUUCGAGUCGGGCGUAGCGGCGAACCAAACGCUUCUUUCUCGUGGGGUGUGCUUAGUGUAGUAUUCGAACCAAGCUGUGCAGCCUGUCGCAAGAGGCUGUUGGAAAUCGGCAUUGCUACCUACUUUCCAGGACAGAGUCUUCAGUGAAGUCGUCUUUGCGAGGGUGUCCGGAAAGCUUCCUGAGGACAGCCAAGUAACUCGAAAGGACAGUCUUCAAGUUUUGUAAGAGUGUCGAUUAUGUUGCUUCAAGCACAUAAGAGGUGGCGAAGCUGAAACACCGCUCAAGAAUUUGUGCGGAGUUGAUGACUGCAGGAUAAAUCGCGGUUUCCAGGUGAAUCAGACUUUGCGCUCGUGAAAGACUGGUCUGCAGUGCCCAACUUUCCUCGAUAUAUAUUAGGCGCUGGACAGCAAGCCGCCCUUCAAAAAGCUUUUGUUCAUCGAUCUCAAGAAGUCGUGUCCCCUAAUUUUUAAGAGAUUUAUCAACAGCACGUGAUUCUCUUCGCUUGUACACGAAGCUACCAGCACGUGGUGCCCGGUUGCCCAAAAUCACUGGCAAGAAUACCUGGAAAGCUACUUACAUCUUCCAGUACUGCAAAGCCCAAGAGGUCUUCUUCACCUUCAACGCCCCAAAACAUGGCUCGAUCAACGGUAUGGACAACUAUCGCUGCAGUGUGCAUCAUUGUCACCAGCUGCGUCCUACCGGCCACGGCCCAGACGUGCAGCUUGGAGCGGUCGGCUCAGUGUCGCGACGACCUGAUGAGGCAAGUCCGGCAGGAGAGCCGCAGCUUCAGGGGGCAGGAGAUCGCCAGCCUCUGCAGAUCUGCCCGGGACAACAUGGCUUGCCUGAUGUGGCACUCGGCCAACUGUCAAUCCAGAGAUCAGCAGGACAAGAGUGGCGACGUCAUCCUGUCUGCGAAGUCCUUCCUGGACCGAUCGUGUGAUCUCGACGGAGGUUGGCGCGUGAGCCGCUGCUUCCAGUACGACGACGUGAAGCAGUGCGAAGCCAACUUCGUGGCCGGAGGCAAGACGUCCAUCGUCACCGACUCGUGCAGGAGCUACGUGGCGUUCAAGCGUUGUGUCAAGGACGUGGCCGGCCGUCGAUGUUCGGUGGAGGAGGAGCGCCAGCUGUCAUCCUACCUGGUUGACCGCGCGCGGGAACUCAGCUGGCAGUGCGGCGCCAGUUCGGGAGAAGCCCGGGACGUGCACAGCAUCUACCGGUCGGGGUCCCCUGGCGGAUACGCCCCCUACACGCAAGCCCCGGCCUACUACCCUCCUCGGUACCUGGGGACCUCCUCCACGAGCCCCCCGCAGCCACUGGCCCCACUGCACCGAUACAAUUUCUCGGCCGUUUCCGCUUCCUCGCCCUCGUCUAGGGCGUCUUCCAACGAGGAUUCAUACUGCAUGCUUCGUGCCAGCGAGUACAUCCAAGACUGCUCCAGGGAACACCAGAGGCGACAGUACAAUGCCAGAAGAUACCACUCGGACGACCGGGUAAAGGAAACUUGCUGCGCCACGCUAGCCUACCGGGAAUGCAUCAAGGUGGUGCUGCACGACCAGUGUCGAGACGCCGGCAGUGCGGUCAUCGACAACAUCCUCUACCAGCAGACCAGGGAGCUCGACUACGAGUGCAGGGACUUCAACGCGUACCGCUGCAGCGGCUGCAUCGCCAAAACCUCCGGUGCCAUGCUGCUGGCCGCCGUCGCACUGGUCCUGGUUCGCUACCUUCGGCAGCAGCUGAGCACGCGCCAUUUUGCUUAUAGUCCACGGUGGAACGCUGUCUGGAAACAUCCGCCAUUGUGCACUGGGCCACACAAGUCGAUCGAGCCCGGGCUUGCACGUUGUACCGAAUGUUGCCCAGCUAAUGGAGAGGUUUAUAUAAUUGGUCGUUCCCUGCAUACCGCUGGCUCACCCCCGCUCAAAUCACACGCGUUACAUACCUAGACUUUCGCAGUGAAUUUGGUUUACAACUGUGUCUCAGUGCAUGCUUGUGCGUUUCGUCCAGAAGAAAUCUCGCGUCCGGUGUCUCGUUUAGUAAUAGUGACAGACGGCGUGACCAUUCCUAUCGCUGCAUGCGACGAUAGCUUCUCGGCACCGCAAAGCCGCAUGCAGGAGACGGGAAGUCAUGGUUUACAUCUUGACGAAAUAAGCAUGUGCUGAACCCAAACACGACGUUGAACAAAAUAAACUGUGAAUGAUGCGUCUAAGCAGACUUUCAGUGCUAUAGAGCCAGCCCAUUUAAGCCGGUACUUAUACCUUCCUCUCUUGUUAAUGCAACAGUCGCCACGCACACACACACGUUCUCUCUCUUCUUAACCUGUCACCUUUUCAUGAUAUUGCAUCGUAUUUGUCGGCGCAGUAGGCGGCUAUGCGCAAUUUACUGCCGCUUUCAUAAGCGCUGAUUAUGUCCCUCCUUCUCCAGAAACAAAGAAAAAUAGAUUGUGCCAGUUAACGAGUCGCGACGGAAAUGUUGAGCUCGGCUUCUGUUAUGUCUUGAUGACAACCAGAUGCUCUCGCAUCGACGCCCAUAAUACUUUGGGCCAUGUAUGAGUUACCCCUAAGCCCGUCUCUUAGUAGGUUUGUUUCUCCAGAAGCCUGCACAUAUAUAGGAAUACACAGGAUUAACAACACAAAGUGUAGCCACAUAGCGGACAAAGUUGCAAUUACGUGCCGCCAUUGUCCUUGGAAGAGAUUUUUUAUGCCAUUGAACAAAAAGAAAAAAAGAGAAAGAAAUAAUUAUAUGGUGUGUAUCAUUAUCCAUAGCGCCGCUAUUUAACUUUGCCUUUUUUAACGGACAGGUAAUCGCGGUUUUGUAUUAGGCACAACUUGGCCAAAUUAUUGAUUCUUUCAUAAAUUAUCUUUGUCAAAGCGAGUCUAUUCUGGCGUGGUAAAUUUUAUCAAGAUAACCUGGCAUGCACUCUGCGCGUCGUCGUAGUAUUUUUCAUCUACAUGACCGGCAAUAAUUUUGCACACGCAUGUUAUGACAAGCCCCUCCCUUCUUCCAACACCGGACAGAGCUUAAAUCCCCAAGCAAAACACGUUUACAACGCACUGUUACGGUAAAUUCUGCUGCUACGCAGAGAUGUAAAUGUUUUGUGAGAACAUACAUGGGAACAUGCUAUACACGUAUCUGUAAAAGAAUCUAUUUUUGUGAUAAAAGUGCAUGCGGCGAAAUUUGUUUUCUAAGUAGAAGUGUGAGCCAUUGUUCAGAAUUUCGUAUUUACGUACACUGUAUCUAUACUAUUCCGCAUUGACAAGAUUGCGUGAUUAGGUCGACCGUAUGUGCCUUGAGUGCUGUUUUAUAUGGCUUAUCACACUUAAUCGUUGUACGGGUGAAUGUGUAGUCAGCGUUUGACACCAAGCUUGUGAUGGGUAUAUCAAGUCACGCGGCAGAGAUCUCGGCGUGUCCGCGAAAGGCCAAAACGUGAUUGAAGCAUCUCGCUAUCUUUAUCUUUGCAUUAAUUGUUUGGUCACAGUUGAUAAAAAUAGAAAAACAAUCGUGUUUUGUGGUGAAACACGCCACUGUCAAAUUAUCACGUGUUCGCCCGUAUCAGCGACCGACCGGAGACAACAUUAUGCAGCUGAAAGGAAUUCGCACAGCUGUGCAUUUUAUUAUUUUAAAAAAAUCUACCAGAACAGUUAGAACAGCCAACGCAACCCCAUCCUACAAAAUUUAUGAUAGUAGCGUAGCAGAUUGGUCUAGCUGGUGUGGCAUAAUUUUUGUGUGAAGCGCGAACUUGUCUACGUCAAACGUUCGCACUUCACAAACACACACAUUAUGGUAGUCUUUUCUCUCUCACUCAAAUCGACCACAAUCGGCAAUACUUCGAUCUUUCCUCCUUAAAUAUCAGCAGUUGAGCUGUUUUCGUUUUAACUGAAGUUCUAGCCGAUCACCAUCCCUUUUCAUUGUUUUGUCCUUUUUUUUAACCUUAUCUACAGCUUUAUCUCCAGUCAUGAUUCACCAACAUUGCGCCCUUUUCCUGUCAUGCACAUACCCAUUACGUUGACGAUACCCGCUUGGGCAUUAAUUAUCAGCGGCGUCCUUUGACUCUCUUAUCAGCGAUGACAACACAGCGUAGUUCAUUCGAUCUGCGUUUAUCAAAGUGGAAAUUUUAACCACCCUCGUUAUGGUAUUCAACGCCGUGGAAACUCACGCGCGACUGUUUUGUACAUACUGAUAGCGCAACGCGUUGUGCGAUAAAUAUUUUUACAGUUUUUCACGUCUAUAUAUACAUGUUGUUUAUUGAAAGUGUUUUUGUAACGGUUGUUUUAUCCGAGCCAAUAAACGCAAUGAAAACUCCAA